Molecule: messenger RNA, 747 nt
Organism: Volvox carteri f. nagariensis
Lineage: Eukaryota; Viridiplantae; Chlorophyta; Chlorophyceae; Chlamydomonadales; Volvocaceae
Exons: 4
Source: RefSeq, a predicted model, not a curated record
UCUAAUUAACCGUUUUGUGUAACGUGGCAGCAAGUCACAGGUUUUCCUCUCUGAAACAGUACUUCUCAGUGUUGCGGUUGAGCUCGAGAGCAGACCGGGUGACUUUCCUGGCUAGCCUGGUUAGCGCAUGUCAUUGGAUCCUCGGUCGUGUAGUCUGUUCCAAUGACUACAAUACGCGAAGCACUCGCUGCAGUCCGCGGAGAGACCGAAGCCACGGUUGCUCCCAUCCUUCAAGCUCUACAAGCUGAAGGUUUUGAUGUGGACGCUGAGGCGGGAGACGCGUUUUGUCUUCUUGACGUUAGUUAUCUGCGAUCACACCUUAAUCUCCGGCAGCUUACCGCCCUGAAGGCAGCCAUCAAAAUGGCCCCCCUGCACGUUGGUCGUCAGACAACGCUCUGCACGUUGUCUGGCGACCGUGUCUAUGAUGCGCUGAUGCUGGCACCAGCAACGCUGCUGCAGGAAUAUGCCAAGCAAGCUGGCCUGAGGUUAUGGAUGGGCCCCUGGUCCUAUGUGGAGCUGGAGGCAGCACGUGGCAUCAUGUUCUCUUCGGUCAGCAAAGCUAAACUGUCAGAGCUGUAUGCUCGGUGGGGCGGCAUCCCACGUUACGUCCUGAAGUACGCAGCCAACCCCGAACUGCAGGAGGAGCUUGAUGCAGCGGUGGCAACCGUUAAUAUGGAUCUCUUGUGGAAAUCCGUAGGCAACAUUGAGGCUGCACCGGAUGUCAGCCACAAACUGAUCCACGUCGAG